AUGCACGCAUCCAAGAAAUUCCUCACCCGUUCCAAGGCGAAGCUGGCCUCUGCCUACAGGAAGGUCAACUCUGUGGCGUCAAAUCUUCUCCAUCGCCAGACUUCCCGCACUUCCACUGCUGCUUCGCGCCCGAGACUGGUUCAGGACACUGCACCAGCAGCUAGUUCAAGCAGUGCCGCCGCCGACACCAUGCCUCAAGAUCCUCCAACAGCAGCGAAUCCACCGCAGUCCAUCUUACAGUAUGUCCGUACAAACUAUGUCGAAGGCUCUAGCAUUGCGGACGUCUCUUCGACAGUCUUGACGGACGCUUCCUCGUCCUCGUCUCCUCCUACUGGCUACCGUGGCGGUGCAACCUCCGGGCCCGGCCUAUACGAUAGAGAAUACACCGUGCUGGAACAACGACGUGUGGCUGAGAACUUUGCCCUGUGGCCCAUCCACUCUCGACUGACCUCGAUGAGCCAACCUCGGGUCCCGACUGCCUCGGCCGUUCCCGCACUGGAGGAUGAACCAGCACAGCUUCAAGGCUCAUCGGAUCACCAACAUGUACGCACCGGCUCUCCCCUCGAGAACAUUGCAGAGCAUGAGCCUAGCCCAAGUGUCUCUGAGGAAGGCAAUGUCCAAAUACUAUCCGAACCAGCCCCGGCAGCCAGGGGUGCACCAGUGCCACCAGGGACUCCACCUUCAAAAUCUGGGUCUACAGUAAAGCCGUCAUGUUUCGUUUCUGGCAACGAGCCAUCGGUAGCUUGGAGCUGUCGUGCACCUAUAACUUCUUGCGACAACUUCGUGGUGGGGGGCUCCAGCAGCUUACCUGACCCGUUCAUCGAUCAGUCUGGUCUUGUGUCACAGGAGACCGCCCAACUUCAAGACGGUUCUGGCGCUUCCAGGUCAUGGACGGCACGUCGUUGGUCCGAUUUCGACCCGGAAGAAUUCCCGAGCACCGAGAACAAGCGCCUGGUCCGAAUUGGCUCACAGCAAUGGGAGCUUCAGCCGCCUAAUAAGACCGAGCCAAAAGUCGAGCGGGCGAACCCAUCACAGGUUCAGGCUCAACCACAGGCGUGUCAGAGGACCCCAGCACCCCAACAGCGAGAGACUUUCAACAUCAACGACCCUGAGGGGCACCAGCCCGUCCAGCCGGGGGCAUUAGCGGGCGACUGGUCUUUGCCGAGCGGGAUGACUAGCCGGGAACAUCUGCGCCACAUGGAACAGGGCCUGUUUGUAGCACAGAACGCGCUCCCAGCCGUCCGCGGGCUACGGUAUGCGGUCGACCGCGCCGCCACGGAUUUCCAGGCUCUUACACUAGAAAAUCGAGCAUUGCAACGCAUGGCGGCCGAGUAUCAAUUCAAGACGACCCAGAUCCUCGAGCCGGAGCUGCUGAGAGCAUGGGAAGCCCUGCGAGAGCGUGACGCCGAGAUCAUCCGGCUGCAAGGCAUCAUCGACCUGGUCUCGACGCAGGGGGCUCCGGCGGCGAAGAACAAUCCUGCACCAAGAGAGGCCUUGUUGUCGGAGUGGUCGGCUGCGAAUGGUGCUUUCGCGUACCAAGGCCACUGUCAGUAUAAUGCCGCCGCCGAUCUCCCAUCGUCACAGAGUGCCAUGCAGCCUGUCCAACAACCCCUGCGGACCCUGUCAAGUCAGUUCUACGGUACACUCCCGAACGGCAGCGCGGUUGCGGGUGAGACCGAAGCUCAAUCCGACGUCGAGUUCGAGACUGACCAUCUCUACGGCGACUGCAAGGGCGAGCAGGAGCGGCCGUCUCAUGACAACGACAACGACAACGUCGUGCAUGGCGCAGAGGAUGAGGUCGCAUCGGAGGCUGAAGUCUUCUACGAUCCACCUGAGGAGUUGGGACGGGAGCUGGCUCAACAUCACAAGACCAGCAUGCCCAUCAGCAAGACCAGCAUGCCCAUCAGCAAGACCAGCAUGCCCAUCAGCAAGACCAGCAUGCCCACUCUGAAGGAGACUGGGAACUGA
Capronia epimyces CBS 606.96 is the source of this 1968-nucleotide messenger RNA. RefSeq lists its product as uncharacterized. Bases 1 to 1968 code for a protein of 655 amino acids. NCBI's taxonomy places the organism in Eukaryota, Fungi, Ascomycota, Eurotiomycetes, Chaetothyriales, Herpotrichiellaceae. The record is from RefSeq and is a predicted model, not a curated record. The transcript has 2 exons.